Molecule: messenger RNA, 389 nt
Organism: Copidosoma floridanum
Lineage: Eukaryota; Metazoa; Arthropoda; Insecta; Hymenoptera; Encyrtidae
Gene: ND-B8
Product: NADH dehydrogenase (ubiquinone) B8 subunit
Cellular component (GO): respiratory chain complex I
Source: RefSeq, a predicted model, not a curated record
AGUAUUUUUACAAAAAUCUGUCAAAAUGGCGGCGGCCAGAUUAAGCACGAAGAUCAAAGAAUUGCGAAUUUUACUGUGCCAAACGUCGAAAGCCAGCGACGGUGCAAGAAAUUUUAUCUUUCAACAUUACGCAUUGAUUAAAAAGGCAAAUCCCACGCUACCUAUUUUGAUUAGAGAAUGCGAGAACACCGAGCCACGGCUCUAUGUUCGCGUUGAAUACGGUAAGGAAACGUGUUACCCGCUGUCAGAUCUCAGCGUAGAAGAUGUGGUACAGACGUUCAAGCAGGCAACCAGUGUAUGAUGAAUGAAUACUCGUCUUGUUGAUUAAUUUUCAUAUGAUGUACGGUAAUUUAUUAUAGUUGACAAUUAAAUUAACUCCUCUAACAAGA